UCCUCGCCGCAGUCACCUGCCUUUGCGCGCACGUCUCGCGCCCCGCCGCGCCUCGGCCGCGGCCGCCGUUCCCUGCCUCGGCCGUGCCUCGUGCUCCGCACACACACGGCAUGCUCUCGUUUGCCUCCUCCUCGCGCGCGCCUGCCGCUGCGCCGGCGCGGACAAAGCGCUCGCUGCUGUGCGCCAGCGUCGCCGCGGCGUCAGCGGCGCUCCUCGUGCUCGCGGCCGCCGCGGCGCCCAUCGCGCGCGCCCAGGGCCCGACGCAGCAGGCCGACGACCCCGUCACGCUCGUCGGCACGUGGAGCUCGGGCAGUGGUGCAGUCUCGACAGGUCUGCAAUUCUACAAUCCGGGCAACAACAGCUUCACCGUGCCCGCCACUGCCGGGCAGUCGUACAGCUUCACCGAGGAUGGCUUCUGGGAGCAGGCGCUGUACAUGUUUACCCCUGAGCCGGCCAAGCCGCAAUGCGCCACCGUGCAGCUCAUCUGGCAGCACGGCACGUACACGCAGAACAGCAACGGCACGCUCACGCUCAACCCGUUCGAGGGCGACGGGCGGCAGCUGGUGCAGAACAGCUGCACGAGCACGUCGAGCAGCAUUGCCGCGUACGACCAGAAGGAGAGCAUGACGGGCUUCAACAUCCGCCUCGAGAUGCACUUUGGCGCCUCGGCCUACUACCUGCAGAUGUACGACUUCGCAGGCGUGCCCAAGCCGUGGCUGUGGCAGACGUACAACCCGCCGCAAAUGCUGCCGACGCAGCAGUUGCACAAGAAGAUCAUCGGCUCGCUGAACAACCGCUAGUCAUGCGGUCGUGCGGCGUGUCUCACCUGGACUUGCUCUUCUCCGACGGCCGAGCAUCGAGCGUGCGCAUGCGCGCUGCCUGCUCUGUCCCAUGUGUCCGCAUCUCACCACCGGCUCCCGCCUCUACACGCCUCCUUCCUCUCCACUGCGCCUCUACUCCAGGCUUGCAACGUUGUGUUACACCCGUUGGCGCGUGAGCACUCUGCUCGCCGCCACCACCGCACUGGCACUCCUCGCCAGUCGCAACCCCACUGCCUUGCACCACUCCCUCCAAUGACGACGCCCUCAUGACCUUGCUGCAAUACAGACACCCUGUACAGACGCG
This is a messenger RNA of Tilletiopsis washingtonensis, 1125 nucleotides long. RefSeq lists its product as hypothetical. The record is from RefSeq and is a predicted model, not a curated record. Bases 111 to 800 code for a protein of 229 amino acids. Lineage: Eukaryota; Fungi; Basidiomycota; Exobasidiomycetes; Entylomatales. Gene Ontology annotation, cellular component: endoplasmic reticulum membrane; endoplasmic reticulum. The transcript has 4 exons. Gene Ontology annotation, biological process: 'de novo' protein folding.